This is a messenger RNA of Lathyrus sativus (Indian pea), 1107 nucleotides long. Lineage: Eukaryota; Viridiplantae; Streptophyta; Magnoliopsida; Fabales; Fabaceae. The record is from the annotation of a GenBank genome assembly.
AUGGCUGCCACUGCAUGGUUCACCGUCACUCCACCUUCCUUCUCUUCCAAACCAUUUUUCACAAUCAGAUGCAACGCUCACAACCCUCUCGCACUCUCUUUUACCAAAACUCAAUCAGAGCCGCUUGCACUCUACUCCUCCGUCAAAGCCUUUGCUCCCGCCACCGUCGCCAACUUAGGUUCCGGCUUCGACUUCCUAGGCUGUGCUGUUCAUGGCCUCGGCGACACGGUCUCGGCGAAGGUCGACCGUGAUGUUCGCCCCGGCGAGAUAUGUAUCUCGGAUAUUUCAGGACAAAGCCCUUGCGUCGAUAAACUCAGCAAAAACCCUCUUUGCAACUGUGCCGGCAUUGCUGCAAUCGAGGCUAUGAAAAUGCUUGGCAUUCGAUCGGUAGGUCUUAGCAUCUCGCUGGAGAAGGGUUUGCCUUUAGGAAGUGGGUUGGGGUCCAGUGCGGCCAGCGCAGCUGCAGCUGCCGUUGCGGUUAACGAGAUAUUUGGGAAUACAUUGAGCGUGGAUGAGCUUGUUCUCGCAUGCUUGAAAUCCGAGGAAAAGGUAUCUGGUUAUCAUGCUGAUAAUGUCGCCCCCUCGAUCAUGGGGGGAUUUGUUCUCAUCAGGAAUUAUGAACCGCUGGAGUUAGUGAGGUUGAAGUUUCCGUCCGAAAAGGAGCUUUAUUUUGUAUUGGUGACACCUGAAUUCGAAGCCCCUACAAAACUGAUGAGAGCUGCACUGCCUUUAGAGAUAGAGAUGGCGCAUCACGUGUGGAAUUGUAGCCAGGCAGGUGCUCUGGUGGCUGGAGUGUUACAGGGUGAUCUGUUCAUGUUGGGGAAGGCCUUAUCCUCGGAUAAGAUUGUUGAACCGAAGCGCGCACCUUUUAUUCCUGGAAUGGGUGCUGUUAAGAAGGCUGCUAUUAAAGCUGGAGCGUAUGGAUGCACUAUCAGUGGUUCUGGACCUACUGCUGUUGCUGUCACGGAUGAUGAGGAAAAGGGAUACCUCAUUGGCGAACAGAUGGUUAGGGCUUUUCAAAAGAAUGGCAACUUGAAAGCUUCUGCUAAUGUUAAGCAGCUUGAUCGCCUCGGUGCUAGACUUCUUAGUGGCGUACCUUCAAACUGA